CGCCUUGAGGGAGUCAAAGGGCGCGUAGAAGCGGUUCGCGAUGCAAGCGUUUGGGGGCGCGCACGGGAGCGGCCUGUGAGGAGAAACAACCGGCACCGGGGGCUCCUCCCCCCACCCCCCGUCAGCACACCGAGUGACCGCAUUCUGGACUGACUGUAGCCGUGUUUUGGUCGCCGCCCGCGCUGGUUACUGGGGCCUUAGGACGUUUUCGUGUCAGGACCUCGUUACCGGACUCUGCCGUGCCUUCGGAGGUCAGACGAGGUCUCUCUAAGCUCGCCCCACGCGCCUCGUUCUAUCGGUUCUCGCUGGUUUCCCAUCCCCUCCCCCCCACACUUCCACCCCGGUUACCGGAGGAGGGGAGGAGGGGGAGGUAGGCCGCGGCCCCCGCUGGGUCCAUGCGCAAGUUCGCGGCCUUCCCUCCCUCCUCCUCCUCCUCAGCACCGGCCCCAACACCGCGGGCCUCCAACCGCCAGGGAGACGGGAUUAAGGACUGAGUACAGCCCGGGGAGCAGCGCACACACACGCGAAUCUUCCUACAAGCUUGGGCAAAGACACUGGACUUUUAUAUGCGACUAGCACCUCGCGGCUUUCCACUAUGGAGUCGACUGUUGAUGACGAAGCGAUAGGGGCAUAAAUGAAGGCCAAAUAAGCAAGGCAAAACGAUGCCCAAGGGUGGGUGUUCUAAAACACCACAGCCAGAAGAAUUCUCUCUCAGCUACGACAUGGUGGAAAAACAACCUGGGAAAAAGGAUAAAGAUAAAGUUUCCCUAAAUAAAACUCCAAAGUUGGAUCGAAGUGAUGGAGGGAAAGAGAAAACUACAAAAAGAAAAUUGCCUUUCUCAGUAGGGACAAAUGGAGAUCAAAAAGAUUCAGACACAGAAAAGCAGGGUCCGGAAAAGAAAAGAAUUAAGAAAGAGCCUGCCAACCGGAAGUCUGGUUUACCUUUUGGGAUUGGAAUAUCUGGAAUUCGGGCUGGAUACCCGUUAUCAGAGCGGCAGCAGGUGGCUUUGCUUAUGCAGAUGACAGCAGAAGAGUCUGCUAACAGCCCAGUUGACACAACACCAAAGCAUCCUUCUCAAUCUACAGUCGGUCAGAAGGGGACUCCUAACUCCGCCUCCAAAACCAAAGACAAAGUGAACAAGCGAAAUGAGCGGGGGGAGACCCGUUUACAUCGGGCGGCCAUAAGAGGAGAUGCACGGCGUAUCAAAGAGCUCAUAAAUGAGGGAGCAGAUGUCAAUGUUAAAGACUUUGCAGGAUGGACUGCCUUGCAUGAGGCAUGUAACAGAGGGUACUACGAUGUGGGAAAACAGCUGCUCGCUGCCGGAGCCGAGGUCAACACCAAAGGGUUGGAUGAUGACACCCCCCUGCAUGAUGCGUCCAAUAACGGUCACUUCAAGGUUGUAAAACUGCUGUUGCGGUAUGGAGGCAAUCCUCAUCAAAGUAACCGAAAGGGAGAGACCCCUUUAAAAGUCGCUAAUUCUCCAACAAUGGUUAAUCUCCUUCUUGGAAAGGGUACCUACACCUCCAGCGAGGAAAGCUCAACUGAAAGCUCAGAAGAGGAGGAUGCUCCUUCGUUUGCACCUUCCAGCUCAGUAGAUGGCAAUAACACAGACUCAGAGUUUGAAAAGGGCUCUAAACACAAGGGCAAACGCCAGGAGCAGACCAAAAGCACGCCAGUGAAGGAUGAGUACGAGUUUGAUGAAGAUGACGAGCAAGACCGCGUUCCUCCAGUCGACGACAAGCAUCUGUUGAAAAAAGAAUUCCGUAAAGAGACUAAGGCGAACAGCGUUAUUGCUAUUCCUAAAAUGGAAGUAAAAGCUUAUUCUAAAAAUAUGACUGCACCAAAGAAAGCUGCUCGCCGUAUCUUGUCUGAUACAUCAGAUGAGGAGGAAAAUUCUGUCUCUACAGGGGCUACUGAAAAGCUCCGGUUGUCCGCUCACACCGUUCUGCCGAGCAAUAAAACCAGGGAGCAACCUGUGGCCAAGCAUAAAGAAAAGGGUAAAGUGAAAAAGAAGCGGAAGAAAGACGCAAAAAAUAAAGAAGUUAAGUUUGGAAAGAAAAAUAACAUUUUUUGUUCUGAGAGCGAAAGCGAAAACUUGGAGAGCGAUGUAGAGAAUGAUAUGCUUUCCUUAGAUAAUUCAAGCAGCGUGAAAGACUCUGCCUUAGCUUUGAAGGAGACUUCUUUGUUUAGCUCUUUAUCAGCAUCUUCUGCAUCUUCUCAAGGGAGUUUAACAUCACAGAAGCACAAUGCUAAUAUCCCAGACCAGCACUCCAAGCAUUGGAGGACAGACAAUUGGAAAACUGUAUCUUCUCCAACCUGGUCAGAUGUUAGCUCGCUGUCAGAUUCCACACGGACACGGUUAACUAGUGAUUACGAUUACUCAUCCGAAGAUUCUAGUUUGGAGUCUUUGAAACAGAUUAAAAAGAAACACGAGCACAAAAAUAAAACGAACACUCAUAAUAGUAUAUAUGAAAAGAACUCUUUCCAUCUUCAUGUUGAAGGUGCGAUUCCAAAAUUAGACAAAGAAGGUAAAGUAGUGAAAAAACAUAAAACAAAACAUAAACACAAAACUAAAGAAAAGGUUCAAAAUCAGGCCAGUCAGGAUGUAAAGAUUCUUAAAAGCUUUUCGUUUGACUACGAUCAAAAAUCGGAAAAGUCUUUAAAUCUAGAGGUUGAUGUUCCAGAAAAACUAAAAGUAUUAAAACAUGAUCAUGAUCACCUCAGGAAAGAAGAAAAAUCCAUCCCCAAGUUUAAGGCAGAGGAAAAGGACUGGUCAUUUAGAGACGAGGGAGGCAAAGUUGCCAAAGAGGAGAAGUCAUCGAAAAAGACAAAAGAGGCUAAAGACAGUAAAAACUUCAAAGAGGACAGAGACCGGUCUGGUAAACUGGAUCGAGAAAAAACGGUUAAGGAGAAAUCUCCCAAAGAAGACAAACCUAAAACACACAAAGAGGAAAAGAAGAAGAAAGUAAAAGAUAAGACCUCAAAAUCUGAAAAGAAGGCUGAAGUUAAAGAGGAGAAACCUUCUAAAAACGAGAAGGAGAAAGUAAAGAAGGAUAAGUCUCACAAGGAUGAAACACCUUUUGAAGAGUUUAACAACAAAAGUAAUUUUUUAGACAAUGAGGAAGCAAAGUACAGUACUUCAGAUGACCAAGGAUUAUGGAUGUCUGAAAUGUCUUCAGAUUCUUCUUAUGGUUUUAAGGGAGAAGACAGUUGGGACUCUUCCUUUGCAGAUUUUAGGGAGAUCAAAAAUGAUACAAUCCCAAAGCUUGUAGUAGAAUCUGUUAAGGAAGAAGUCAAGGAAAAAGAUUCAAAAAGCAAAGACAAGAGAGACUAUGGAGAUAAACCAGAGAAGGAGGUGGCCCUUAAAAGAAAGGAUCGAGACUCUUCAGACAGAGUUUCUGACAAAAAGAAAGACCAAACAGAGUCGCACAAAGGCACCCCAUCCUAUACAGUAGAGAAAGAGAAGAAACGGAGGGAUUCUCUAGAGUGCUCAAAAAUCCGGAAGGAGAAAGAUGGAGAUUCUGUAAGAAGAGAUUCUUUGAUAAACAAAGAUCGAAGAGAUUCCAAAGUAAAACAAGAAGAGUCGUUCAAAGAAGAACUGAAUGACUAUGGUUCAGAGAACUUCUUUAAAGAGAAGUCGGAGCAAGAGUCUUUUCCCAAAAAUUCUGAGGCACGAGAGCGGCAUCAUUCUGGUAAAGAGAAGCGAGAAGCUUCUGAAAAAAAGGAGAAACCAAAAUCUGAAAAGCAUCGAGAAAAAUCUAAAGAUGCUGAGCGAGAGAAGUCUGAAAAAUCCACCGAGAAAAGUCAGAAAGAGAAGGAAGCUGAUAAAGGGUCUAGAGAUAAGAAAGAUUCAAAAGAAAAACACAAAGACAGAAAAGCCUUCUCCGAACAGAAAGCCGAGAAAAAAGAGAGAACCUCUGCAUUAGAAAAAGACACUAGUGACAAGAAAGAUGAAAAGAAAGCAAGGGGGAAAAACUGGUAUAGCAUCUCUGACAUUUUUACCGAUGAAAGUGAAGAGGAAGAGCAAAGGUUUGUUCCCGGGUUCAAAAUUACUGAAGCCUAUAAUGACUUGCACAGAAUGGACAGUUAUGAGAGGGAGACCGCCAUACAAGACAAAGAUGCAUCUCAGUCUGAAAAACACAGAAAAUAUUCCAGUGAAAAGCAGCAUUCUGGGGAAAAACAGAAAGACAGAGAACAGAAGGAUCGGAAAAAGGAAAAGAGUCAAGGGGAAUCUGGAAAGGAAAAAAAAGAAAAGAACACAGAAAAACACAAAGACAAAAAGGACAAGGAUUCUCUUGACAAAUACCGCAAGGAUAGGGUGUCCCUAGAUAGCAACCAAGACAAGAAUUGUAAGAUAAAACCGCCAACUGACAAAAAGGACAAAAAGCAUCUGACAGAAGAGAAAGUCAAAACUAAACACAAAGAGAAGUCUGAUCAUUUUAAGGAGAGGAAGUUCUCAAAAGGUGAAUCUGAAAAAAGUCUGCUGGAGAAAUUGGAGGAAGAAGCUCUCAAUGACUAUAAGGAUGACUCGAAUGAUAAGAUUAGUGAAAUUUCUUCAGACAGUUUUACAGAUAGGGGCCAUGAUCCAAGUAACAUGUUUGAGACUUCUGGAUUAACCAACUUGGACACGGUGGAGGAAAAAUAUAAGGAUUCGGUGCCUGUGCCUUGCUUAGCUGAGAAGCUAAAAGACAAGGAGAGAAAUAGACAUUCCUCAUCAUCCUCAAAGAAAAGCCAUGAGAAAGAUAAGGUACGGAAAGACAAGUCCGAUAAAAAAUCUGAGAAAACGGACGAUACCAAGGACACUUACAGCAGGCGCGAAUCUAUGCAGUAUGAGAAAGAGGUAUCAUCAGGAGAUGCAGACUCUUUUCCAGUAUUUAGUGUUAAGACCGAGACUGAAGAGGAAUUGGACAGAAGUGCGGAUUACAUGUUUACUUCAGAAAAAGAGAAGCAUGAUUCUGAAAGAGAUCUUAUAAAGAAGACUGAGAAGGACAAAGUUUACAGCGUGAACACACCAGCUUUAAAAGAGAAGAAAAAGAAAGACAAGCACCGUGAGAAAAGUAAAGAUGAUAAGCACAGAGACAAACAAUUGGAGGCGUUCUUUAAGCAUCACAGUAAUGAGUUAAAAAAUGCACGAGAUAAAGAACCUUCCCAAGUAAACUCAAAAGAUAAAUCUAAAGAAGACUUGGGGAAGUUUAGUGAAAACAGGCUGAAAGAUAGAUCGAAAGAGAACGCAGAGAAAGACAAAGCUGAGAAUGUCAAAAUCAUUAAUGGAAAUGAGAAGAUGACACUGAUGAAAGAAGCCAACAAGAAAGAUACCAAACCAAGAGAAAAACUUUUGGGUGACGGAGACCUUAUGAUGACCAGCUUUGAAAGGAUGCUCAGCCAGAAAGAUCUUGAAAUAGAAGAGAGGCACAAAAAGCAUAAAGAAAGAAUGAAGCAAAUGGAAAAGAUGAGACAUCGAUCUGGAGAUCCAAAGUCGAAAGAGAAAAAAGCUGAAGAAUUACGUAAGCGUAGUUUGGAUCUGAGUACCAAGAAAACAUCUGUGACUGACUCCCUUCAGAAAGAAAAGAAAAGUAAAGAUUUGGCCCCUUUGAUUAUACCUGUUCCUGAAAAUAAAACUCUAGCUGUCAUUGGGAAUGAUUCUAAAGACUGGCUCAAUGGUCCCCAAAUAAAGGAAGUGCUGACAGCUUCCCCGAGACCAGAUCAAAAUCGGCCAACUGGUGUCCCAACUCCUACAUCUGUAAUCUCAUGCCCAAGCUAUGAAGAAGUGAUGCAGACACCUAGAACACCUUCCUGUAGCACCGAAGACUAUCCUGAGCUGAUGUUUGACUGUUCAGAUAGCCAGCAUACUCUACCUGUGUCUGCCAUGUCUAUGAAUGCAUGCUCCCCUACCUUCUUUGAUCGGUAUUCAUCCACAGAAACGCCAAACCAAACGCCAACUAAAUUACCUUCCUCCAUUAACAGAAGCCGCUCAGUCUCUGUUGAUGUAAGAAGAGCUGCUGAAGAGGAGUUUCCAGCUUCUGAUAUAAAAAUCUUUAGGCAGCAGAGUGUUCCAGCAUCAUCUGGCUUCAGUUCACCCAUGCAGAUAAUGAUGGAAGAAAAAGUUCAACCUCUUGUAUCUACAGAGAAAUUCCCCUGUUUGUCUCCUGGUUAUUACUCACCAGGCUACCCACCUGAUGUUACUUUUGCACCUGGAGACAUUGCAAGCAUUGCUCCUUCUCCUGACCGUGUCUACUCUGGUGUACAAGCGAAAUCCUCUCCUUCGGAAAGAGAUGACUUGCUAGAGCCUUCUACGGAAAGUGCUGUUCCUCCAGACCUUGGCUUACAAUGUGAUUCUGCAGAAGCGCAACAAGCUACAGAAUCUAUUCUUCCUCAAGAACAAAGCUUUUCACCACCAGAGUCCAACUUCAUGAGGCAGGACUCUGCCUUUUUAGAAACAGAAAAUUUUAUUCCUGACAGUAAUAGUUAUACUUCUGAACCUGAGUUCAUACCACAAGAAGCAGAUUAUCUGCACCAAGAACCUGCAUAUAUUCCUCAGCAGCCAGCCUUUAUACCCCAGGAGCCAGAUUUUAUGCCCCCAGAUCCGUCCUAUAUGCCAUCAGAACAAAAUUAUGUCAUCCAUGCUGCAUCCAGUUUCCCACCCUCUGAGAAUGCUUACUUGCCCCGUGAGUCAGAUUUUCACGCUUCACAUUCAGAAGCCACCUUUCUACCUCCUGAACCUGCUUUCAUCCCACCACCUCCAAAAUCUGACUUUCUUCCUUCAGUUGAAGAAAAUACUCUUGACUCCCCUAUUUCUGAACAUAAUCUAGGUUGGGUGAGUCCAGCAAAUAGUAAUUCUGAACCUGUUAUGCCUCAGGGUCUAAUGGGAAAUAAUUCAGAGGAACAUGGAAGCUGGUCGAUGAGAUCCGAUCUUGUAAAGUCACCUCAGAGAUUCCCAGAGUCGCCUAAACAUUUUUGCCCAUUAGAGAAAACUCUUCCUACUCCGGUUCCUUUUAUUUCACCUGACUCUCCGUACCCAGUUUCUCCGGUCUCAUACCCCUUGCCCGAAGCAGCUGCUGAGCAAUUGAAAGAGGAGGAAGAAGUAGAGAGAGUUACACCUCAACCUGAAGAACAGGUACCAUACAUGUCCCCUACUCCUCUUCCUGCUUUUUUUGAUAACUUGAAAACUCAUCCAGAAGAACCACAAACUCUGUCAACAGAGCCCCAGGUUAACACAGACCCUCUUGCAGACACGGCAUCUGUCAACGAAAAGUUCGUACAGCCCGAAAUCCACCCGAAUAGUCAAGAGGAGGAGACCGAGCCAUGGUCUAAUCCAUUUUCUUCAGUAGUUGAUGACUUAGAAUUUGGGCCCUUUUCACUACCAGAACUCCCUCUUCCGGUCAAAGAUGAAAAUGACAGCGAAACCUGUGAACAGUUGAACAUCAGUGCAGUAAGCCCAGCCCGUCCUUCUGAUGACCCUGUCGAGGGCGAGACUAUGGAAAUUCAACCUGGUGAAAUAGAUCUUCCAAAGCCAGCAUCUCCUAAAGAAUCACACUGUAUGAUGGAAGUAGAUGACCCACCACUUCAGAUACCACCACCACUUCAGAUACUAGAUGAGAAGGCCGAACAUAUUGAAGAACCUGCUCUGGAAGCUCCAAAAGUAUCCCAGCCCUCAAAGCAAGUCUUUGAGCCGGCAUCAUUUCCUCUUCCAUACGUACAGCUGGAACAAAUUGAGGCAAAAGUUCAGGCAAGCCUAAAUUCUUCAGAAUCGUGUGUUCAUAUCUUGCCUAAGAAACUUGAGGCUGUUGAUACCAAGGUGAAUGAGAGUACACCAGUUGAAAACGUUGAUUCUGUUGUGCAACCAGAGGCCCCUCGGGUCAUCCCCACUGUAGAUGUUCCAGAACAGGUGCCAAAAACUGCUGAUGUUCCUAAACCGCCUAAAGUGGAAGAGCUGCCUCUACGUAAGGUGGAAGAGCUGCCUCUACGUAAGGUGGAAGAGCUGCUUCUACGUAAGGUGGAAGAGCUGCCUCUACGUAAGGUGGAAGAGCUGCCUCUACGUAAGGUGGAAGAGCUGCCUCUACGUAAGGUGGAAGAGCUGCCUCUACGUAAGGUGGAAGAGCUGCCUCUACGUAAGGUGGAAGAGCUGCCUCUACGUAAGGUGGAAGAGCUGCCUCUACGUAAGGUGGAAGAGCUGCCUCUACGUAAGGUGGAAGAGCUGCCUCUACUCAAGGUGGAAGAGCUGCCGCUACUCAAGGUGGAAGAGCUGCCGCUGCGUAAGGUGGAAGAGCUGCCGCUGCGUAAGGUGGAAGAGCUGCCGCUGCGUAAGGUGGAAGAGCUGCCGCUGCGUAAGGUGGAAGAGCUGCCGCUGCGUAAGGUGGAAGAGCUGCCGCUGCGUAAGGUGGAAGAGCUGCCGCUGCGUAAGGUGGAAGAGCUGCCGCUUCGUAAGGUGGAAGAGCUGCCGCUGCGUAAGGUGGAAGAGCUGCCGCUGCGUAAGGUGGAGGAGAUGCCGCUGCGUAAGGUGGAGGAGAUGCCGCUGCGUAAGGUGGAAGAGAUGCCGCUGCGUAAGGUGGAAGAGAUGCCGCUGCGUAAGGUGGAAGAGAUGCCGCUGCGUAAGGUGGAAGAGAUGCCGCUGCGUAAGGUGGAAGAGAUGCCGCUGCGUAAGGUGGAAGAGAUGCCGCUGCGUAAGGUGGAAGAGAUGCCGCUGCGUAAGGUGGAAGAGAUGCCGCUGCGUAAGGUGGAAGAGAUGCCGCUGCGUAAGGUGGAAGAGAUGCCGCUGCGUAAGGUGGAAGAGAUGCCGCUGCGUAAGGUGGAAGAGAUGCCGCUGCGUAAGGUGGAAGAGAUGCCGCUGCGUAAGGUGGAAGAGAUGCCGCUGCGUAAGGUGGAAGAGAUGCCGCUGCGUAAGGUGGAAGAGAUGCCGCUGCGUAAGGUGGAAGAGAUGCCGCUACCUAAGGUGGAAGAGUUGCCGCUACCUAAGGUGGAAGAGUUGCCGCUACCUAAGGUGGAAGAGUUGCCGCUACCUAAGGUGGAAGAGUUGCCGCUACCUAAGGUGGAAGAGUUGCCGCUGCGUAAGGUGGAAGAGAUGCCGCUGCGUAAGGUGGAAGAGAUGCCGCUACCUAAGGUGGAAGAGAUGCCGCUACCUAAGGUGGAAGAGAUGCCGCUACCUAAGGUGGAAGAGUUGCCGCUACCUAAGGUGGAAGAGAUGCCGCUGCGUAAGGUGGAAGAGAUGCCGCUGCGUAAGGUGGAAGAGAUGCCGCUGCGUAAGGUGGAAGAGAUGCCGCUGCGUAAGGUGGAAGAGAUGCCGCUGCGUAAGGUGGAAGAGAUGCCGCUGCGUAAGGUGGAAGAGAUGCCGCUGCGUAAGGUGGAAGAGAUGCCGCUGCGUAAGGUGGAAGAGAUGCCGCUGCGUAAGGUGGAAGAGAUGCCGCUGCGUAAGGUGGAAGAGAUGCCGCUGCGUAAGGUGGAAGAGAUGCCGCUGCGUAAGGUGGAAGAGAUGCCGCUGCGUAAGGUGGAAGAGAUGCCGCUGCGUAUGACCCGUAACCGGGCCCAGAUGCUUGCCAACCAGAAUAAGCAAAACUCUACACCUGCGGAGAAAGAGCAUCCAGUAGUAACCACAACAACUACCCGAGGCAAGAGUAAAAUCAGCGAGGAGGAAGAGCCACAAACACAACACCCUCGGAAGAGAAAGCUGCAGAAACCUAACCAGCUCCAGCAGCAGAUAAUAAGCAACACCAGUCAACAAACUCGAGAGAUGAUACAGCAGACUUUGGCUGCCAUAGUGGAUGCUAUCAAGUUGGACGAGAUCGAGCCAUAUCACAGUGACAGGUCUAACCCAUACUUUGAGUAUUUGCAAAUUAGAAAGAAGAUUGAAGAGAAGAGGAAAAUCUUGUGCUAUAUCACUCCUCAAGCACCGCAGUGCUACGCUGAAUAUGUCACCUAUACUGGCUCGUAUCUACUAGAUGGCAAACCGCUCAGCAAGCUUCACAUUCCAGUGAUCGCACCACCUCCAUCAUUGUCGGAGCCUCUUAAAGAACUGUUCAGGCAACAGGAAGCCGUUCGAGGGAAGCUUCGUCUGCAACACAGCAUUGAAAGAGAGAAGCUCAUAGUGUCUUGUGAACAAGAGAACCUUCGAGUUCAUUGCAGAGCAGCCAGGACGAUUGCCAAUCAGGCUGUGCCUUUCAGCGCCUGCACCAUGUUGCUAGAUUCGGAGGUGUAUAACAUGCCUCUGGAAAAUCAGGGAGAUGAAAACAAGUCAGUCAGAGAUCGAUUCAACGCUCGCCAGUUCCUGUCCUGGCUACAAGAUGUGGACGACAAGUACGACAGGAUGAAGACGUGUGUAUUAAUGAGACAGCAGCAUGAAGCAGCAGCCUUGAAUGCAGUGCAGAGGAUGGAAUGGCAGUUAAAGAUGCAGGAGUUGGACCCAACUAGCCACAAAUCCCUGUGCGUCAACGAAGUUCCCUCUUUCUAUGUGCCAAUGGUGGACGUUAACGAUGACUUUGUGCUCUUGCCAGCAUGACAAGGCGGACUCCUAAGGUUGUUAGUUUAUUUUUAUUUUUCUUCUCAACCCAAAACUGGCAAGGGCCGGCCCCUUUGGCUCAGACUUCACUUGCAUCAUUUCGCUUGCUGAUGAAUCCGCUGCUUACAAGAGGAGGAAGCAUUUUUAAAUUAAACAAAUACGGAAACCUCCGUUAGAGGAAUUGCACUUUCUUCACAGCUUAAACGCACCGCUCCUCCAAGUCGCAGGCGGAGUGGGCUACCGUGUAAGGAGCAUGCACAGGCGGAGCGACAGGGAGGGGGAGCAAGGGAUCAAGGAUGCCACGUGUGUUGCCGUUAUACACACUGCUGCGAUAUGUUCCAUUGUGCUUCAGAGACCUCGCAAAGAACCUAGUGGAGAAAGGUGCAUCGGUUCACCAUGGUUAUUUUAUUUUAUUUUUUCAGGCACAGUUCCAGUUGUUCAUAAACUUUAAAGGACAAGACUUUCAUUUGGUAAACCCCCCUCACCUCUUUUGUUCCAUCUCGUCAAUGCGACGAGAAUUAAAAUCGCCUUCAGCCGCUGACUACCUCAUGUCAGCCUUUAAAUUACUGGGCCUCCGAUGCUAAGCAGGGGCGGUCUGUUCCUUUUAAUUGUUCUUUUCCUGUCCCGUAUCCUUGCAGAUUCUGCAUGUGGUUCAUUCUGGUUUAGGAUUUCCUACCUAUGCUUGAAUCCAGCCAUACCAAGCAUGGGUGGUCCGAAAAUUUUCAUUUUGAGAGCAGAGUACUGCUCAGUUUGUCACUUUUCUCCCCCCCUUCUUAACAUCUUUUAACCUUGGGCAUUUUGUUUCUCUUGUCGGAGAACUUUAACUUGAAACACUACAGAGCCAAUACUUAUAUGUAUGAAAAGACAAAAAAAAAGUAUCUGGUAAAUUAUGUACAGUUUUUAUACACAUUACCCUAUGUACUUUGCUGCCUUCUAGAUAAAUUAUUUUGCAAACACAUUACUGCACAGUUGUAAAUAACUUAUGUACUGUAACAUCACUUUCAGUUUUGUGUAAAGAAAUAAAUGACUUUAAAAGAAAAAAAAAAAAAA
Molecule: messenger RNA, 11540 nt
Organism: Bufo gargarizans (Asiatic toad)
Lineage: Eukaryota; Metazoa; Chordata; Amphibia; Anura; Bufonidae
Gene: ANKRD11
Product: ankyrin repeat domain 11
Exons: 13
Coding region: 663-10490 (3275 amino acids)
Biological process (GO): anatomical structure morphogenesis
Cellular component (GO): nucleus
Molecular function (GO): protein binding
Source: RefSeq, a predicted model, not a curated record